This is a messenger RNA of Priceomyces carsonii, 1281 nucleotides long. RefSeq names its product proteasome regulatory particle base subunit (gene RPT5). Gene Ontology annotation, biological process: proteasome-mediated ubiquitin-dependent protein catabolic process. The transcript has a single exon. The coding region runs from base 1 to 1281 and encodes 426 amino acids. The record is from RefSeq and is a predicted model, not a curated record. NCBI's taxonomy places the organism in Eukaryota, Fungi, Ascomycota, Pichiomycetes, Serinales, Debaryomycetaceae. Gene Ontology annotation, molecular function: ATP binding; proteasome-activating activity; ATP hydrolysis activity. Gene Ontology annotation, cellular component: proteasome regulatory particle, base subcomplex.
AUGUCGACAUUGGAAGAAAUAGAGAAUCAAGAAGACUUAAUAGAUCAAGAGAUAUUAAACUCGGCUACGAGUGAUAUUAGUAAUAGGACCAAGCUCUUGGAUAAUGAUAUCAGGGUGAUGAAGUCCGAGUCUCAGAGAUUGACGCACGAGAAAACAGUCAUGUUAGAAAGAAUCAAAGAUAACCAAGAGAAAAUUAAUAAUAAUAAGCAAUUACCUUACUUGGUGGGCAAUGUCGUUGAAUUGUUGAAUCUUGAUGCCGAAAAGGAAGCUUCAGAACAAGGUGCUAAUGUUGACGUAGAUGCGGCUAGGUCGGGUCAGUCUGCAGUGAUCAAGACAUCUACGAGACAAACGAUUUUUUUACCUUUAAUUGGAUUAGUGGAUCCUAGCAGUUUGAAGCCAAAUGAUUUGAUCGGCGUUAAUAAGGACUCUUAUUUAAUAUUGGAUACCUUGCCUUCAGAAUAUGACUCACGAGUUAAGGCGAUGGAAGUUGAUGAAAAGCCAAGCGAGGAUUAUUCAGAUAUCGGUGGUUUGGAUAAGCAAAUCGAAGAGUUGAUUGAAGCUGUAGUAUUACCCAUGAAACAAGCAGAAAAAUUCGUGAAUCUAGGAAUUAAGCCUCCAAAAGGUGCUUUGAUGUACGGACCUCCAGGAACUGGUAAAACAUUAUUGGCAAGAGCAUGCGCAGCACAAUCAGGCGCAACUUUUUUGAAGUUAGCAGCCCCACAACUAGUUCAAAUGUUUAUUGGUGAUGGGGCUAAAUUAGUGAGAGAUGCAUUUGCUUUGGCUAAAGAGAAAGCGCCCACUAUCAUCUUUAUCGAUGAAUUGGACGCUAUCGGUACCAGAAGAUUUGACUCAGAUAAGAGUGGAGAUAGAGAAGUCCAAAGAACGAUGUUGGAGUUGUUGAAUCAAUUAGAUGGGUUUGGGUCUGAUGACAGAGUUAAAGUAUUGGCAGCUACGAACAGAGUCGAUACCUUGGAUCCUGCUCUUUUGAGAUCAGGUAGAUUGGACAGAAAAAUAGAGUUCCCAUUACCAUCAGAAGAAGCUAGGGAAUCUGUCUUGAAGAUACACGCAAGGAAACUAAAUUGUGACAAUAAUUCUGUGAAUUGGAGAGAACUUGCAAGAUCAACUGAUGAAUUCAAUGGUGCACAAUUGAAAGCAGUGACUGUGGAGGCGGGUAUGAUUGCAUUGAGAAAUGGCAAAUCCAUUAUAAAACACGAGGAUUUUGUUGAGGCCAUUAGCGAAGUGCAAGCAAGAAAAUCAAAAUCUAUAAAUUUUUACGUCUAG